AAUUAAGGUAUUCCAGGCAGUGUAGUACCACCAUGGUGAGGGCCAUCGAGUUCUACAGCGGGAUAGGGGGUCUUCAUCUUGCACUCAGUCGAAGCCAGAUACCUGCUACGGUCAUUGCAGCAUAUGACUGGGACCCGAUAGCCUGCCAGGUGUAUGGUGUCAACUAUGGAUCUAGUACAGUUCACAAGGUCAGCACUGACAAUAUUUAAUGCCUCCCAUACGAUCGGAGGACCCUAUGGUGUCCCUGUAUGAUACUCUGCCAGACAGACAUCUCAACCCUCACUGCUGCACGAUUGUCCCAGCUCCGAGCUGAUCUCUGGCUUCUUUCGCCAGCAUGCCAGCCUUACACUAAACUGAAUCCCAAUGCCAGAGGCGCAUCCGACCCACGGGCACAAUCUUUCUUGCACUUGAUCGACAACGUUCUUCCGCAAUUAGCUGUACAACAGGUUCAUCCUCGUUACCUGCUCGUAGAGAAUGUGACCGGAUUUCAGGACUCCGAGACACGGUAUCACCUCGUAUCAACCCUCAAGCGUCUAGGAUACCAAAUAGCAGAGUUCAAUCUUACGCCUUUGCAGUUUGGGAUCCCCAACUCACGGUUGCGCUACUACCUUCUGGCCAAACUUUCACAUCUGAAGUUCCUCGGCUGUGACGAUUCCCGAUUGAACAUUUUGGAUCACAUACCUUCACAACACCCGGUGAUAUCAGUGGCUGCACGAUGUCUGAACCAUUAUCUAGAUGAACUGGAUAAUGAGUCAAUGGCUUCCUUCAAGGUUUCUGACCGUGUUCUGGAGAAGUGGGGCCGUCUGUUUGACAUCCUGGUCGAACGUGCGGGUUCAAUCCUUCAGAUGAACGAACAGCUGAAUACCACCAGGGUGUUCGACGGAUUUUUGGCAGCGCAAAGAAAUGGCGAUGCACAGGCGGUUCAGCUGCUUGGCUGUCUCAGACUGCGAUAUUUUACUCCCGACGAGCUUCUGAGGCUCUUCCACAUAACGGGAUCCUAUCGUUUGAUCGGGAAUAGUGUGAACUGUGGAGAUCUCGGGCAGGUAAUCAGAAGGCUCAUCAACUACUUGUUCAUUGAAGAGGGUCAUGACGCUAGUUCGGCUAUCAUGCCGGAGGCCACAUAGCAGACGGACACAACUACCGGCACUGACAUGUGGCAGUGGGUCCCGUGGAGAGUAAUCUCUGUUUUGUACAUGAUGCAUGAUGGUCCGCCCAGGACUGUUAGUCGGCCUGAAGUUCGGUUUUGCCUGCCAGUGAGCUGAGAGUUUCGCACGACAUUUAGCUGUGAUACAACGGCACCCGGAUUCUGUAUCGGCAUGUAGCUUGGGUCACCGUGUUACACACUAUAAAUACGAAUGUUACCGAGUCUUCUGUUCC
Messenger RNA from Pisolithus orientalis, 1377 nucleotides. Its product is annotated as S-adenosyl-L-methionine-dependent methyltransferase. Lineage: Eukaryota; Fungi; Basidiomycota; Agaricomycetes; Boletales; Pisolithaceae. The record is from RefSeq and is a predicted model, not a curated record. Gene Ontology annotation, molecular function: methyltransferase activity. The coding region runs from base 249 to 1124 and encodes 291 amino acids. The transcript has 7 exons.